AUCUCAUCAAACCGAAAAUCGAUGUUGCUUGUGCAGUUAAGGAUCAGCCGGAGGGAGAUAACCCUCAGCAUAUGAAGAAUGUCGAGAUUACGAUUAUUGUAAGCUUGAAUCAAGAAAUCUCUUUUUUUGGUUGUUCGAGUACAUCAGGCAGUUCCCAAAAAGACAACCAUCCCAAAAAGAUGCCACUGGUUUUUUUUAAUGCUUGGGUAUACGCUGUUCUAUACUAUGAAGCCACAACCUUGAAGUAUGCCAAACUCUCUGUAGAGUAGUAAUACAGGGAGAAGUGGCGGUGCGAUGAUGGUUCUAAAAAAUAUUCAUACCACGUUUUUUUGGAGUCAUAUUGCUCAAAACAUUCAUAGCCCUAUUUAUUUUUGAAUCAUAAUUCUUUUAAGCCUUUGUACAUAAGUAUCUUCUUCGCCAAGCUUAUUUUAUUAGAAUCAAACUUUAUUGGAAACGCCUUGCAACUCUUCAACAUUUCAGUAAUCGGCUACCGUUACAUCAGCAUCUUAGAUACACAUUACAUAGUCUCCUAUAUCAACGCCUUUAUCUCCACGUCCUCAAAGAUACUUCAAAAAGCUGACAGAGCUAUAUUUUUGUCAAACUCUCUUGACAUAUCUAUAAAAACUCUUCAAUUUCAGGCAAAGUUGCAAUGGCUGUAUCAGAAGUCGGGUUAGUAUCCGAAAAAUACAUGAUGCUAUUGAAGGAUUCUGUACCUGAUGAAGACCCAGCCAUUCCCCUGACAACGACAUCUUGGCUUUCCACGCAUCCUCCUCGCAUGGGAAACCCCCCCCUGCCCGCUCUUGCCGUAGAAGUUUUAUGGUAUGGCUAUGAGAAGAAGUUAAAUGAAUUUCUUAACAUUCCAUAUUCUCCAUUCAUCAUAAGGCUCCAACAAUUAUCCGCAUCGAUUGGCGACAACAAUAUCUACAAAGCGCCACCUAUUCCUAAGAUUUUCCCGAAUCCGUUGACCGGAAAAGACUUACAGGAUGCAAAGCACAGGAUGAUUGCGCAGCUGAUCAAAUACCAAAUAAUGGAAUUUGAGACUGUCUAUGGAAAUCACGACAAGGCCAUAUUGCCACGCCGGCUUGAGGAGCUGGAUUGGUCCAACGAAUUAUUCAGCAAUGCUCUCAUUGACUUUUACGGUUCUCGAAACGAUCAAAUAGAAUUGAACACCUUUAGAGUCAGAGCCUGGCAAGCUGGAGCUCGUUGGAGGCACGCAGAAUCAGAUUUUGUGCUAGAAACAUAGGGUUUCCCACUUUUCGAUUGCUUUCGAAUUCCUGCUUGAUGGCACCAUUAACUCCUCGAUGUUGACACUGGGUCUUUGUUAUACAUACGUUAUAUUUUAUCCCAAUGAGUAAGACAUGACUUGACUUAUGUCACAGUCUGUGAUCCAAAUUGUACGAGAAAACCUCUACUCCACCCAUCUCUUUAAAUAUCUUUCACAAGUACCUUAGCACCUUUGAUCAAAAAUAUACUCUCAAACAACACAUCUCUGUAAUUGCAAUCAUGUUCCAUAUAGCAAUACAGAGUCUAAAUACUUUAUGCACACGUCUAUCGCCUCCACCUCUCAAUGAUAAGCUCGAAUACAUACAAUUAUCCUCGGGAAAUACGCGCCCCCCACUCGCCGUUACAUCGAGAAUGCUGCGAAGACGGUUAUUAGCACGGAACGGAUUGGUCAAAGGGUAUUGGGAGAUAUGAAGAUCGUGAAGGAGGGAAAUGAUGACAGGCAAAGGAGAGCCAACUGUCUAACGAGUUUGUUCUUUUGUUUUAUGAAGUAGAAAUAUGUGAUAGGAACUUACGCUAGUUUUGAUGGUUUGGUCAAGACAUUGUUGUGCCCAGGAUCUUGCAUCCAUGGCCUUGUCGGCGGAGAAGGAAUAGUUACCUGUGUGGCAUAUACAAAUCAAGAUAUUAAAACUCGAGACGUUAACUUUCUAUAUCUU
Molecule: messenger RNA, 1937 nt
Organism: Sclerotinia trifoliorum
Lineage: Eukaryota; Fungi; Ascomycota; Leotiomycetes; Helotiales; Sclerotiniaceae
Source: the annotation of a GenBank genome assembly